GCGAGUAACUUCCGGCCGGGCCUCUGUCCGGGUGGCGCGGCCGGGUCCUCGCGGGUCUCGCCGCUUCUCGCUUCCACGGCCUCCCCCCCGCCUCGUGCGGGGGGCUGGGCGGCCGCGGGAGGCCACUCCGACCUUCCCGGUGCGUGCGGUUCGUUCAGCGCCGUGGCUGUGCGUGCGGGGGCCCGGGGGUCUGAGGGCCUGCGGCCUACCCGGGCCCGCCGCCCGGCUCCAUGAGGCACAGCCUGACCAAGCUGCUGGCAGCCUCGGGCCGCGACUUGCCCAGCCCCCGCCACAGCCGGGAGCCGCCCGCCCCGCGCGCCCCGCCGGGGGAGCCGACCGCGGCGGCCGCGGCGGAGACGUCGGGGUCGGGAUCGCCUGACCGCGAGCCGCCGCACGGCGACGGGGGCGAGCCGGAGGCCCGGAGGGGGAGCCGCGGCAGCGUGGCCGUGCGCGCGCCCGCGCCGCCCUCGCCCGCGAAGAUGGAGGAGGAAGAGGAGGACGCGAUCGCCAUGGUCCCCAAAGACGAGCCGGAGGACAUGGACUUUCUGUCCGGGCUGGAACUGGCCGAUCUGCUGGACCCUCGGCAACCGGACUGGCACCUGGAGCCCGGGCUCAGCUCGCCUGGGCCCCUGUCCUCGUCCGGCGGAGGCUCGGAGAGCGGCGGCCUGUUGAGGGGGGACGACGACGACGAGACCGCGGCUGCCGAGAUGCAGCGCUUCUCUGACUUGCUGCAGAGGCUGCUGAACGGCAUCGGAGGCUGCAGCAGCGGCGGCGACCGCGCCAGCGGGGAAAAGAGGCGGAGAAAGGCCCCGGGAGGAGGCGGUGGCACCAACGACAACAACCAAGCGGCGACCAAGAGUCCCCGGAAGGCGGCGGCGGCCGCUGCCCGUCUUAAUCGGCUCAAGAAGAAGGAGUACGUGAUGGGGCUGGAGAGUCGAGUCCGGGGACUGGCCGCCGAGAACCAGGAGCUGCGGGCCGAGAAUCGGGAGCUGGGCAAACGCGUGCAAGCACUGCAGGAGGAGAGUCGCUACCUACGGGCCGUCCUGGCCAACGAGACGGGACUGGCUCGCCUGCUGAGCCGGCUGAGCGGCGUGGGACUGCGGCUGACCACCUCGCUCUUCAGAGACUCGCCCGCCGGUGACCAUGACUACGCCCUGCCGGUGGGGAAGCAGCCGCCGGAGCCGCUGGAAGAGGACGACGCGGCGGGAGGAGUGUGUCUCCAUGUGGACAAGGAUAAGGUGUCGGUGGAGUUCUGCUCGGCGUGCGCUCGGAAGGCGUCGUCUUCUCUUAAAAUGUAGGGUCAAGUAAUCUGCUCUUUAUCCGCGUUUACCCCUUUCUACUCCCUUACACCAUGUAAAACACCUUAGUGGGACAUCUUCACCGGACACAUUUCAGAGGCGGAAAAAAAAAGUAAUAUUAAAUCUUUUAAGUGUUUAGCUAAAAGCAUGAAUGUGACACUGUAACCAACUCCUAAUGAUAACCUGUGACUAUUAAAUCUCUCUGACAGUUUCUUUUUUAGGUGAUUUCCUUCCUGCCAGGCUCCGUUGUAGGGGUUACAGAGCAGUGGUUCCCGCCUCACAACCUGUGGAUACAGCUGUUGGGGCAGAAGAGACGGGACCAGCUGCUGGCCACAUUUCCUGCUUUAUUUUAAAAGGUAGUAUAAGAAAUAAGGAAAAAGAGGUAAUAUCAGGGCUUCUGCUGUCUUUUAUUUUUAAAAUGUUCAUAAUUAAGUAUUUUCCAGCAGUCCAAAGAUGUAAGUUAUCUUACACGUAAGAUGUUUUAUUUUGUUAUUUGGUUAUGGAAAUGGAAUCUUGUUCUUGCACAACUAACUGUAAUUGUUUUGUUGCUAGAUAAUAUGAUUUGAGACCUAAAUUAGUCUCUGGUUUUCAGUAUAUUACAUUUUGUAAAGUUAUCCACUGCACUUGAGCAUGAAUGGGUAGUAGCCAAACUCUCACAACUUGGAGUGAUGGACCUGCUUCUUCAAGGGCAGGAACAAGCCCCCACAAUGCAGCUGCAUGGAUUUUAGUGCCUACUGAAUUAUAUAUAUAAUAUAUAUAAACCAAAAGUAGUUGGAAAAUUAUUUGAAAUGACUAAUUUGUGCUCUUUCUGAAAUAUGUUAAAUGUAGCUUUUGAAACAGAAGCCUUGAAUUGAAAUUUAAUACUUGAACAUUUUUGUAUAUAUUUCUUUGUAUAUAAUUUUGUGCAGUACCGAUGACAAAAAUAUGGUGUCAUAAUAAAAUCAGGUUUGUUGAUCUUUCAGUUAUGGGCUCAAAGAAUUUCUUCAUCUUUAACAUGACAUUGGAAAGUAGUGGAUACAAAUAGGAAAAAUGAUUGUUGUUAAUACAGACUGUGGGCUUAAUCAAAAGGUUCUGGAAGCAGUUAGUUUGUUUUCCUAAAAAUUACACAUUUCCGUGGAAUAUUUUCUUAACGUCUGCUCUUCCUGCAUUUGAGAUGUGGGCUUGGGGAGAAUCAGUUUCUGAAUUGGGAUGUUUUGAAAUUCCAAGUACAGACUUUUAGAAUGUCAUUUUAUAAAUGGCAGUUUAGAGAAUUUAGAGAAGUCUUGACAAUGGCAAGAUUAGAAUGGCCUAAUUUUAAAGCUGCUUUGUUAGGUUCUGUAUGUUUUAUUAACUGUCUUUCCUAUUUCCAUUUCAUUGUUUCUUUUCUAGUUUUGGUGACAGUGAUUUUGGUCAUUUUUUUUCUUUUCUUUUUUUUUGAAUCAACUCAUGGUCUUGUUUUUACAUGAUAACUGCAUGUAUUUAGGACCUAUCAGGGGCUUUAAAUAAAUUUUAUCAUAUUUAUGUGUAAGCACAUUUUACUGUAAAUGUUUGGGUUUCUCAAUUGACCACAGUUGUUUAUUUCAGUGUGUAGUAAACAGUAUCUUAAAGUGUCCUGUUCACUACUUGUUAAUUAAAAAAGUUAUGAUUAAUAUAAAACUGUUGUCUUACUAUUUUUAGAAAUUGUGUUAUAAAUAGUAUUUUGGUAGAGAAUUCUGGAAUAUAAAAUAUAUUGAAAUUUUCAGGUUUGGAUGUAUUUAAUGUGCUGGUUGAGAACAAUUUAGUAUUUAGGGAACUACCUCAGGUUUUAUUCCUGAUUUGUAUCUUUGUGGUAAAAGUGAUAGAAAACCUAAAGAUAAAGUUUUUAAUACCUGUCUUCCUAUGGUAGUCAAUAUUCAUCCAUUAAUUAACUAGCUAACACAUACUGGCAUAGUAUUUCUAUACUAGUGACUUAAGUUUUAUCCUUUUUUUUAACCAGGCUUAACUAAAAAUUUUAGUACGUUUGUUAAAAAUGUCACACCUCUGAUAUAUCCAACAAAGUAUUUUAAAUAUUUGUGCAUUUUAUACUCGCUAAAUUAAUCUCUUUCUCUUCUCUUUAAACAGCUUAGCAGUAUCUGCAAAAACGAAUCUUUUCCUACAACCUGUUAACUGACUGGACUGAUGGUAACAGUAAUUGUGGGAGCCAUGUCGGUCAAAAAUUUGGCAUCUGCUGCAAAACAUGAAUGCCAUUUCCAAGUUCCCAAAUUACUUCUAUACUGAUUACACUUUCCAGAAAUGGAGAUAUGAAAAGAUUCUCUGGAAUGCUUGAAAGACUUAAUAGAAAUCCAUGAGACUAAGUUAAUUUUGGAACAAAAUUACAUCUUUUUUUUCUUUCAUGGCAGUAACACUAAAUUUAUUGCAUAUUAUAAAAAAUUGUAACCAUUGGAGAAGAGAAUUAUAGUGUUUUAUUAAGAAACAUUAGAUUUUUACACAAUCAAGAACACAUUCUGUGGGCUUAGAUUUAGUGGGCUAGCCGUGACAUAAGUAGGUCAGCAGUGAUCACAGAACUUAUCAUGAGUUUGUAUUUCUGGAAUGUAAAGAACUGCUUUGGAAGACAGACACCUUGCUGAGUAGAAUAAAGUCCUCAACUUAAA
Peromyscus leucopus (white-footed mouse) is the source of this 3907-nucleotide messenger RNA. RefSeq names its product CREB/ATF bZIP transcription factor (gene Crebzf). NCBI's taxonomy places the organism in Eukaryota, Metazoa, Chordata, Mammalia, Rodentia, Cricetidae. Gene Ontology annotation, molecular function: DNA-binding transcription factor activity. The record is from RefSeq and is a predicted model, not a curated record. Gene Ontology annotation, biological process: regulation of DNA-templated transcription.